This is a messenger RNA of Eleginops maclovinus (Patagonian blennie), 5789 nucleotides long. It is a transcript of the gene ncam1b, whose product is annotated as neural cell adhesion molecule 1b. The record is from RefSeq and is a predicted model, not a curated record. Gene Ontology annotation, cellular component: cell-cell junction; plasma membrane. Bases 207 to 3728 code for a protein of 1173 amino acids. Gene Ontology annotation, molecular function: cell adhesion molecule binding. Lineage: Eukaryota; Metazoa; Chordata; Actinopteri; Perciformes; Eleginopidae. Gene Ontology annotation, biological process: cell-cell adhesion. The transcript is spliced from 21 exons.
ACUGGCGCUCAUCGCUGCUAAUCUCUGGCCGCUGCUUGUCACCAUCCACGACGCUGCUACUGACAGUUACCACCGACCUGCUUCAGAGGAAUUGAUUAGGAUGAAGAGUUUCUGAGAUAAAGCAGGAAAAUACGACGGCAUCACGGUAGGGCGCGAACGGAGAUUAAACGUUAGCUGCGCCGUUUAACGUUUACUCGGGAGUUGCGAUGGUCAAGAUAAGGGAUAUUUUUUUAGCCUUGCUCCUUGUGCGCUGUACAGUUUCCCUGGAAGUGCAGAUCAUCCCGACUCAUGGAGAGAUUAGUCUUGGAGAGUCCAAAUUCUUCAUGUGUGAAGUUGAAGGCGUCGCUAGGCACAUAGAAUGGUUUGGACCGAGUGGGGACAGGAUAGAGCCGAACAGACCAGACAUAACUGUGAGCCGUAACGAUGAGUCAUCGUCCACUCUCACACUCUACAAGGCUGGGACUGAACAUGCAGGGACAUACAAGUGUGUCGCUACCAAUGGAGACAAGCAGGCAGAGGCAACUGUCAAAGUGAAAAUCUUCCAAAAAAUCACCUUCAAAAGCGCGCCCUCACCCCAGGAGUUUAAUGAAGGAGACCAGGCCAACCUUAUUUGUGACGUCGUCAGCUCGCCCGCACCCACCGUCUUCUGGAAGUAUAAAGGAGCAAAGAUACAGAUGGAAAAAGAUGUUCGUUUUAAGGUACUGAACAACAAUCACCUCCAAAUCCGUGGCAUAAAGAAGAAUGAUGAGGGCUUAUAUACCUGCGAGGGUCGCCUCAUGUCCCGCGGCGAGAUUGAUCUGCGUAUCAUCAAGGUCGUUGUGAACGUUCUCCCGACCAUCAGGGUAUGGCAGUCAGAGGUGAAUGCUACAGCAGAUGUCGGGCAGCCCGCCAUGUUGACUUGUGCUGUUGAUGGCUAUCCUGAACCCAUGGUGACAUGGACAAGGAACAACAUGGUCCUGGAGGCAGGAGAGAAGUACAGCUUUAACGAGGACGGCUCAGAGUUGACAUUAAUGGAAGUAACCAAGCUGGAUGAAGGAGAAUACACCUGCAUUGCCAAGAACAAGGCCGGGGAGAGCGACCAGGAACUCAGUCUGAGAGUGUUUGUGAAACCUAAGAUCACUUACAUCGUGAACCAGAGCUCCUUCGAGAUGGAGGAGCAGGUGACUCUGACUUGCGAGGCAUUAGGAGAUCCCACUCCCACCAUCAGCUGGAGUUUCGGUGAGCGUGUCUUCACUGAAGGAGAGCAGGCACAUCUAAACAGGAUCUAUCAGGCAUCAUGGACUCGGCCCGAGCAGCACAAGAGUGUGGAUGGAAAUGUAGUGGUGAGGAGUGAUGCUCGUGUGUCCUCCCUCACUCUGAAGGAUGUCAAUUAUACAGAUGCGGGUCAGUACCUCUGCUCGGCGCGCAGUGCCAUUGGAGAGGAUGAUCAGCCUGCAUAUUUGGAGGUCCGCUAUGCCCCUAAGAUCCACGGAGCAGUGGCUGUGUACACCUGGGAUGGAAAUGCUGUCAAUAUCAGCUGCGAGGUCAAGGCUCAUCCCAGUGAUGUGUCUAUCGCCUGGCUGAGAGAUGGACUGCAGCUCCCCAACUCAAACACCACCAACAUUAAGAUCUUCAGAAGUCCAUCAGCCAGCUACCUGCAGAUAACCCCUGAGUCAGAGAAUGACUUUGGGAGCUACAACUGCAGCGCCUCAAAUGAGAUGGGCACAGAGUCCAAAGAGUUCCUGCUCAUUCAGGCCGAGGUGCCAUCAGCUCCAUUCAUCAGCGAGGUGAGACCCUUCUCCACCUCGGCUCUGAUCGAGUUUGGGGAGCCCGAGUCCACCGGAGGGGUUUCUGUCCUGAAAUACAGAGCGGAGUGGAGGACUCAGGGCAGAGGCACCUGGUCGCAAUGCGUUUAUGAAGUCGGUGAUGGCUUCAGCAGUGAGGCCACUAUCAUCGGCCUGAACCCAGAGACCAGCUACGAAGUGAGGCUGUAUGCCAUCAACGGCAAGGGUGAAGGGGAAAGCAGCCUCCCCAAGUUCUUCAAGACAGAGCCUGUCCGGCAUCCCAAUCCUCCUAAACUCGAAGGGGCACUUCUACCCAAAGGCAACUCCCUCAAAGUCAGCUGGAUCAACCAGGACGACGGCGGCUCGCCCAUCGUGCAUUAUCUCAUCCGCUAUAAGCCAACAGAGAUGAAAGAGUGGAAACCAGAGAUCCGGAUGCCCAACUACAGCGACUACGUAACUCUCAGCGGGCUGGAGUGGGACACCGAGUACAACGUUUAUGUGGUGGCAGAAAAUAAGAAGGGCAGGUCCCAGCCGGCCACCAUGUCCUUCAGGACGUCCCCAGAGCCAGAAGCCAUCGCAGAUUUGGGCGAUGAGGCGGCGCUCUCCAUGGGCAUCAUGCUCUGGGCAGGGAUUCUCGUUAUAGCAUUUGUACUCCUGCUGCUAGCUGUGGAUGUCACCUGUUACUUUGUCAACAAAUGUGGCCUCAUCAUGUGCCUCUGCGGUAAAUCAAGCACAGGCACCAAAGGGCACAACCUGGAGGAGGGCAAGGCAGCCUUCAUGAAAGAUGAGUCCAAAGAGCCAAUAGUGGAGGUCAGAACAGAGGACGAGUGUACAGCCAAUCACAACGCAGCAGGACCAACAGAACCCAAUGAAACCACACCUCUCACAGAGCCAGAGCUGGCGGCUUACACUGCUGCUCUGGCACUGGACACGCUCUCCUCCGUAGCCACCAACUCUGACACAGCCACCGCAACAAUUGACCCCUCUCAGGACAGCCCCUCUAGCGAGUCCACUACCCUCACUUGUAGCCUGUCUACCACGGCAAUCGACCCCUCACCCACCCCCGUCCUGGCCCCGGCCCCAACUCCAGAAUCGAACAUGGCCCCGCCGACUCCCUUCAUCUUCACCUCAGCCAUCGAAGCUAAAAUGGCCCCGUUAGUAGAACAGAGAGGAAGUAACGGCCCGGAAGAACUGGAUAAAAUAACCACUCCUCCUACUACCCCCGAUUGGACUAAGGCGCAAAAAUCUGGGACACCGAUACCACCGAAGCGUAGACACUCUCCUAAACUUGCCGCUCUGAAUGCUAAAGCUAGCCCGCCUGUAUCGCCCCUGGCUGCAUCUUCCCCAGUGCCCUCUCCCUCUCUCAACCCCAGGAAACUGGCUCCAAAGCCACCGGUCAACCAGCUGCCCAUACAGCCACAAACUGUAGCCCCAGAGGCAGAGACCCUGGUACAAACUGCCACCCGUCUAGCAACCACUGCCCCUCCAAAACCAGAUCCUGACUCAACUGAUCCCAGUGGGGGAAGCCUUAGAAAUCCUGAUGACCAACCUGUCCAUACUAACACUGCCAAAGAUGCUGAAACUAGCUCUCUUUCAGGGGUCCACGGUGCUCUUAAAGUCCUGGAUGCUGAAAAAUCUGCUCUUUCUCCUUUACCUGUCACUCCUAUUUCCUUCACUCACGCAGAGGCACCGGUUUCUAAGGAUCUCUUUACAUCGGUGUCAGACACAUACGACUUACUAACCUCUGCUGAAGGGCCUAAAAACGUAGAUUUAGAGCUGACAAACGGGACAGAAUCACCCUCCCUGCCCCUUGCAGACCUUAUUAGCUUAGAUAGCCCAUCCUCUGCCCCCACUCUGGCCAAUGGAGAUGCAGCAGACCUCCCCCCCUCAGGCCCAGCUCUGGAGGCGUCAGAGACUCUGGCCAAGACUGCUCCUCCUGUCAACGAUGAGUACGGCUCCCUCUAGAGGUUUAUCUGUGUGUUUGUUUGUGAAGAUGUGCUCUGAUCAGAAAGACAAUGUGGAGGAGGCAGAAUUGUCAAACGCCCUGACGGAGAUUACUGCAGAACACAACAGUGUCAUACACACAAAUUCCACUGAGAGCAAAGCAUGAUGGGUCGGGGAAACCCCCGUCCAAUCCAAAACAUUUUGCGGCAGCACCGAGCGAGAAACACUGCAGGAAUUUUCUUUUCCAGUGCCCUUAACUACAUAUUCAAAACCACACGCACACCUGUCGAUUGGUUAGAGCGCACUUUGACUGUGCUUUCAUUCCGGGUUUCAUUCAUGAGAUGUUUACUAUACACCCGAGGAGUUUAUCUUCAGAUCAUAAGAGAUUUAUUUUAUUUUUUUAUUCUUAUUUUAUUUAACCUGUCAGGACUAUUGAGGACAAUCUCUUAUUAUAUGAUCGCUUGAUAAACAUAUAAAGUUAGAUUCUACUUUCUGUUCUUUGAGUUUGAACUGCUCAAAAAUAUUGGAUUAUUAUGAUAAAUGAAAAAAAGGAGAGAAAAACCUGACUAUAUAGAAAUUAUUUUUCUUAUUUUUAUGUUUUACAGUUCAAAUGAAAAACUAUUUGCAUUGAUUUCUUUUCUUUUCAUUUAAUUUGUGGGCUUGUCUCAGUUAAUAGCUUGUUCUGCAUGUCUGAGCUGCAAGUGGCUGUAAAGUUUUGUUUACAAGCUUUAUUGUUUCACUACGUCUGUUACAGCGGCGUUUCAUCUCUCACAGAUUCGCUGGCAUUGAUUAAACACAGUAUUUGGAUUCUAACCAUAUUUCUUAUGGUUAUAUAAAUGCAGGAUUAACCAUCAGCCAGCUGCAGGGGGAAAGAGACUGAGAAUCCUACAACAAAUCAGCAGUGUGCAUUAUCACAUCCGAUUUGGCCCAUACACUGAUCAAAUAUUCAGUCUGUCACUACCUUACCACAGUGCUGAUUAAAAUAUUUAUAAAUCAAAUGGAUUUGAUUAAAAGAGGCAACUCAUUUAACACUAAAGUCCACAGAAGACAAACUGCCAGCAGAACACGAUUCUCAGCCAAAGGUGGAGGAACCGAGAAUCUUAUGAGCUAAAUUUACGCCACGUAUUUGUUCAGAGGGCAACGACUACACAGCUACUGUUUCUUCCUCACAUUAAAGCAGAUCAAAGGUCUGGCUUCGUAUUUUGAGUUGUGCUUUUGAAGAAAAAAAGUGAAAAAUAAAAUCUCAAAAAAGCGUUUUUGUACUAUUUAAAAACUACAAAGAUUUAUUUUCAAUUUCCUGCCUGCAAGCUUGUGCACUGUGCCUGUGUGUCGAUAGAUUGUCUUGUCAUCAGUUUCUAUGAUAAUCUGCAUAGCUUUGUCGUGAGAGAUUUAGCCUAUUCUUUUAUUUAAUAUAUUGUAUUAUUAGAAGAAAAGUAUGAUAAAUGGACUAAUGUGGUCAUUAUAACACGUGUAGUGUAUGAAAUUGUCCGUCUCUGGUCACAGCACUAUAUAUUGCCAGCUAUAGUGAAGGGAGGUGUUUUGAGCCUUGGCAUGAAUUCAGUCAGUACUUUAUAACGUAUAUCUACAAGGCAGAUAAACAUGCCCAUGUUUGUUUGGGGUAAAUAAUUCUCAUUUUGAUUUAAUGAGUGUUACUGUCCAGGCUUGUUCUGCCAUUACUUCACAUUGGGUUUAUUUCUCUCCCCCUGUUGUUAUUCAAGUGUUCUGUAAUGUGGUGUUUGCAUUUUUUUCUUUUCGUUUUUGUCUUUUUGUACAAAAGUCACUCACCAGGAGCAACAGCUUGAGAAGUUCAGGAUACACAUUGGCAGGAAGCAGAGUGGUCCCAAUGAAGUGGGGGAUCAAACCUUUUUUUAAAUCUUAAGAUGAUAAGAGAUCUGAUGUAUGUAAGAUCAGAAAGACAGAUUUACUCAACACCUUUUACUCCUCUGCUGUUUCCUGACCAUCCUUGCUUCCUCGUCACUGGAUGCUCCUUUUGGUUUUAUUGGGUCCAACUCAGAAAAUAUCUGUUGUGUGCAGUCUGAGCGCUAACCCAUUUACAAAAUAAAAAAUGGUUUCCGAAUCUAA